Messenger RNA from Drosophila obscura, 6386 nucleotides. RefSeq names its product serine/threonine-protein kinase Doa (gene Doa). NCBI's taxonomy places the organism in Eukaryota, Metazoa, Arthropoda, Insecta, Diptera, Drosophilidae. Gene Ontology annotation, biological process: protein phosphorylation. The transcript has 10 exons. Gene Ontology annotation, molecular function: ATP binding; protein kinase activity. Bases 139 to 5133 code for a protein of 1664 amino acids. The record is from RefSeq and is a predicted model, not a curated record. Gene Ontology annotation, cellular component: nucleus.
UGGAAAGCUGUAAUAAAAGUCAAAGCAAGGCAGAAUAAAAGCUGGUAAUAAUUGAUUUACUGCCAAAAGCAAAUAAACAUAAACAUAAACAAAAGCAAAUCCCACGCGACUUGUAAACGAUUUAAAAGUAGAACCUAAAUGAGUGAAGAUGUUGCUAGCCAGACGACAUCCUCCGCAGUUGCAGUGCCACCAACACAAAGCCCCUCAAAGCCAAGCCCCAGCCCAGUCCCAAUCCCAACGACUAUCGCGGCUACACUGAGAUCCAGGGAGGAGUGUUCCAGAGAAUCUCUGCCACCAGCCAGCAGCAUGCAGCAGGCGGCAGCUCCUCCGAAAGCCACACCCACGCCACCGGCGAGCGGGCAGCAGUUCUUUCAGCAGGUGGUCUCCCCACAGUUUGCAUCGGUGCUGUCGUCCAGCAUACCGGAGACCAAGUGCGCGGUGCGGUCGCCCAUCUCCUCGCCGUUGGCCAUCCGCAAGAAUCGGCCCCUGCUGCCGGCGAGUCCCAAGUCGACGCCGCCGCUGCCACGGAAGCAUCAUCCGUUGGCCUACAAUGCGGCCACGGGGACAAUCAGCUCCUCCGGCACGGCGCUGCCGGCACGCCUAAUGGCCACAAUUGCCUCGAGUCCCGCCUCGAGCAUCUCGCUGUCGUCCUCCUCAUCGCCAUCGUCAUCGCCACCGCCACCAGUGCCGUGUCGGGCGCCCAAGAAGCAGCCGCUUCCUGCUUCGGCGGGGUCUGCAGCUCCAUCUGCGGCUGCCACGGAGAUCAGUCUGGAUAAGCUGCUGAAGCAGCAGCAGGAGCUGCAGGAGAAGUCGGCGGCGGCCACGAACAGCGCCAAGCUGGAUGCCAAUUUCUACGAUGCUGAGAUCGAGAUGAUGAACAAGUAUCUGAAGAGUUUGCCGGACUACAGCGAGCUGGACAGGAAGCUGCACCAGGAGUUCCAGGAGUGCGAGGAUCUCUACGAUCGCCUGAAGCGACAGCAACAGCCGCUGGCCAAGUCCAACUCGCAGCAAUCGGUAAAAACCACUCCGGUGGGUCCAGCACCAGCAGCAGCAGCAGCUGGCUCCUUUGGAUCAUCCUCCUCCUCCUCCAUGGGUCCACUGUCCAAGUCCUCGUCCAUCAACUUUGCCCAGAAUCCCAGGGCACAGCAGCAGCAGCCGCCCCUCCGCCUGGCAUAUCCCUCGAUCUUUUCGCAGAACGGAGGGGAGCCCAAGCUGCAGCGCAGCAUCUCCAGCUCCAAUAUGCCCCAGAAUGUCAAUCCCUUUCGUCCGCUGCCCGGCAAGAACUGCCUGCAGAGCGGCUCGAAUCUGUCGCUGAACAAGCAGCUGAUGAACGACUUCUGGAGCGAAAACCUCAAUGGUGGUGGUGCUGGUGGCGUUGGCGGCGGCGGCUCUCAGAAGCGGCAGACGCCAAAGCGGACUUUUUGGAACUACGAGAAGAUCUGCGGCGCACAGCUGGGGGAUGCGGGACAGCCCUUCAAGGUGGACGCCAAGACGGCCAAGAAGUUGGCCAUCUUUGAUCCCACUGUGGCGGAGGCGGCGCAAAAGGAGCUGCAGCGACCACAGCAGGCGCCACAUGCCCACAAGCUGCAGAAGAACGCCUCGCUGUCGCAUCUGGAUCUGAAGGUGCGCCAGGCCGUCACCAAGGAUGAUCUCUAUAAGCUCAUAUGCAAUGAGCAGCCACGGUCGCCCGCCACGAAUGGGAAUCCGAGUGGGAAUGGGACACCAUUUGUCAGUCGAGUACCCGUCAAGCAGCAGCAGCAGCAACAGCAGCAGAUGCCACUGCAACAGCAGCCGCAGCAGGCACUGCCCAAGAGUGUGUCCAUGAGCCAUGUCCCAGGCGCAGGUCUGCAGCGCACCACCAGCCGCACCCACAUACCCUGCUACAUGAAGAACUUGCCAUCGCUGAGCAGAAGCACCUCCAAUUCAGCGAUACUCAUGUCGCAGUCUCAACGGAAAGAGGCGCCACCUCCUUUGGCCAAGCAGCAACCUGCUGCUGCUGUUCCUUCAAUUGCUGUGGCCAAGAGCUCCAGCAGCUCCUGUGUGCCCUCCCCACGCUGUGCCGCUGCAUUCUUUCGACGCCCCCAAGAGGCAGCCACACCCUCCUCCAUACAGCAGCAACAGCAACUGCAGCAACAGGUGGAGACGUCAUCGGCAGGCGGCGGCGGUGAUUCGGCAUCGCUGGAGCGAAAGUCGGAGAAGAGCAAUAGUACGAUCAGUACGAGCAGCUUUACGGUCACCAAUUGCUGCACCACACAUCUGCCGCAGCUCUCAAAGUUCACCUCCUCGUUCCACAUUGCCCCAUCGACGACGACAAAUGCCACGGCAACAACAGCAACAACCUCACAGCAGCAGCAGCUACAAAGUGAACAACAGCCACAAAGUACCGCAGCAGCAGGGGCAGGGGCAUCAUCAUCUUCGAUGGCUGCCAACAUCAUCUCAGAGAUGCCAACAACAACAACAGGAGCAGCAGCAGCCGCAACGGCAGCCACAAAGCGCCAGAAAGAUGUCGAGAACAAGCUAGAGAAAUGCCUGAACGACAUGCUAAAGUUGAAGAGCAGCAGCAACAGCAUCAUGUCGCAGUCGCUGACAGCAGCAGCAGGAGGUGGAGGAGAGCAACAGCAGCAGCACAAAGACCCGAAGAUCACGGGGGCAACCGUUGGCGAAGGCCCCACGAACGCCAGCAGCAGCAGCGGCAGCGCCAGUGGCGGGAACAAAUAUGGGGGCGAAUCGCAGAUACCCGUGCCAGUGCAGCUUUACGACCCGCAGAAGCCGUUGAUGCAACAACAGCAGCAGCAGCAGCGGAUCUGCUAUCCCAUUGGAAAGUCCAAUUCUACCUCACAGCUACCAAUGGGUGGCUAUCAGCGAUUGUUGCAACAGCAACAUUUACAGCAGCAGCAGCAGCAACAACAGCAACAACUGGAACAACAACAGCAGCAAUAUCCACAGCAUAAACGUCCCUUCCUGAACUGGAACACUUUUGCCUGCUCGGCCAUGAAUGGAUCCAGUGAUCCCUUUAUGCAGCAACAGCAACAUAUGUACCCGCAACAGCAGCAACAUCUCCCCCACAAGCUGCAGCAAUCGUACUCAUCCUCCCAUGUGGCAGCGGCAUCCAAGCAAACGCCCAAGUCCGGCCUGGCUUUAUUUCUGCAGAAGAAUACCAAUAAGGAGAACAAAUUUGGGCAGCAGCAGCAACAGCAACCAUCGCUCCAGCCACCUCCUGGCAUGAUGCCUCAAAUGUAUGGCGCCUACCAGGCGCCUCAACCGCAACCUGCCUCCAAACUGAGUUAUCCUCACUCUGGGGUCGGCGGCCCCCUGACGCACUCUGUCUCGUUUAGCUCUGCCCAGCGACCCACAGCCAUGCAGCAGCAGCAGCAGCAGUUCCACCAUCAGCAGCAACACCAACAGCAACAGCAGCAAUAUCCGCCACAUUCCAACUUUGGCCUGGGGAUGAUGAGUCGCAAUUACUAUAAUCUCCCCAAGCAGCAGCAACAGCAGCAGGAGCGCAAGCCACUGCAGACCUUUGAUCCGUAUGCCUAUCCCAAGCCGAAUCAGAUGCAGUCGUCGGUCAACAAGUACCAGCAACAACAGCAGCAGCAGCAGCCGCAGCCAACGCAUCCGCAUACGCAGCAGAAGCAAUUUCUCAAUGCUUCCGUUGGGGUUGGGGUAGGAGCAGCGACAGGGGGAGGUGCCGUAGCAGCCGCCGUCGCUGGGCUUCAAUAUGAUCCAAAUACAAAUACGCAAUUGUAUUACGCGUCACCAUCGUCAUCGUCAACGGCGGGCAUGCAACCGCAACAACAGCCACCGCAACAGCAGCAGCAACAACAGCAGCAACAGCAGUUGCAACAAAGCAAUUCUGUCAUAUUCAAUCACUCAAAUCAACAACAGCAACCACACCAUCUACAACAACAACAACAACAGGCACCACAAUUACACCAACAACAGCAACAACAAAAUGAAAUGUCCAAAUCCGCAUUGGGAUUGCACUUUAUCGAGACAGCCAAGCCCGUCAUCCAAGAUGAUGCUGAUGGUCACUUAAUUUACCACACCGGAGACAUUCUCCACCACAGAUAUAAGAUCAUGGCCACACUCGGCGAGGGCACCUUCGGACGUGUGGUCAAGGUCAAAGACAUGGAGCGUGAUUACUGCAUGGCCUUAAAGAUUAUUAAGAAUGUGGAAAAGUAUCGCGAAGCUGCCAAGCUGGAGAUCAACGCCUUGGAGAAGAUUGCACAAAAGGAUCCGCAUUGUGAUCACUUGUGCGUGAAAAUGGUUGACUGGUUUGAUUACCAUGGACAUAUGUGCAUAGUUUUUGAAAUGUUGGGUCUAAGUGUUUUCGAUUUUUUGCGAGAGAACAACUACGAGCCAUACCCGCUGGACCAAGUGCGCCACAUGGCCUAUCAAUUAUGCUACUCUGUGAAAUUUUUACAUGACAAUCGUUUAACGCAUACAGAUCUCAAGCCGGAGAACAUACUGUUUGUCGAUUCGGAUUAUUCGGCUCACUAUAAUCAUAAGAUUAACCGGGAGGUGCGACGUGUCAAGAACACGGACGUUCGUCUGAUUGACUUCGGUUCGGCCACCUUCGAUCAUGAGCACCACAGCACAAUUGUCUCGACGCGACAUUAUCGCGCGCCCGAGGUCAUACUGGAGCUGGGCUGGUCACAGCCGUGCGAUGUCUGGUCCAUUGGUUGCAUCUUGUUUGAACUUUAUCUGGGAAUCACACUCUUCCAAACGCACGACAAUCGCGAGCAUCUGGCCAUGAUGGAGCGCAUCUUGGGACAAAUACCAUAUCGCAUGGCACGCAACCAUACUCUUUAUAGCAAAACCAAAACAAAGUACUUCUACCAUGGUAAGUUGGAUUGGGAUGAGAAGUCCAGUGCGGGACGCUAUGUGCGCGACCACUGCAAGCCGUUGUUCCUGUGCCAACUGAGCGACAGCGAGGACCACUGCGAGCUGUUUGGCUUGAUCAAGAAGAUGCUGGAGUAUGAGCCAUCAUCCCGCAUCACGUUAGGUGAGGCCCUACGCCAUCCCUUCUUUGACAGGCUGCAACCGCACCAGCGGGUUGGUGAAAUGAACAGCAAGCAGCCCCUCUCGUCGGGCAGCAGCAGCCGCGAGCGAUCGCACAGUCUGUCCAGAUGAGAAUUACAGCGAUUUGGUUAUUGUUGACAGGCAACGUUAAUCAAGCGUCCAAUCAUGCAAACAUACACAACAACAACAACAAAAACACAACGCGACAACAGACGUCCAGGGACAGGAACGUCGUCCUGGAACAGCAGAAUCGGAGAGCAAGCGCAGCGACCACAACGGCGAACCCUAUUUUAAGUGCUAAAAGUCUUUAACUUCUUAGUUUUGUUAACUUGACUUGUAUAGAGAUGUUUCUUAUACAAAAAUCCUACACUGUUUUCUCAUAUGCAGACAUACAUAUUAUACCCAUAUUAGCAUGCAUGCGCACGUUGCUGUGCAUCAUUCAGAGCUGUGUAGCGCCACGAUUGCGCCUGUGCAUUGUAUCAUACCCGCCAAUAGUGUUUGUUUUGUAAUGAUAACCAAAUCGUGUAUAAUAUUGAUAGUGCGGUGCGUCGUCUCCCCCCCUCCACACCCCAACACCGACACUGCUUGGAAAUGAACCAAUCAACCAUCCAACCAACCAACCUAAUUGUAAAUGUCAUUGAAAUGUGCACACCUCGAGAUGGAAGCAGCACAACGACUGCAAUGAUUAAACGAAGAUAUACAAUUGUAAAUUUAAAAUAAGAAGUCAGUCGCUAACGCGCUAGUUGAAAUGCAUAUGCAUCCCCAUCAGCAGCACCCACCCUGUCAUUGGGAUCUCGACUAAGUUGUAAUUAAUUAAUACAAAAAUGUACACCAUUUACCAUUUCGAGAGCGUGAUCUGUAAGCUAAUUGCAAGCCAUUAUAUCACUCGUACCCCACUCGUAACCACACUCCAUUCAUGUACCGAUGUACAUAUGUAAGUGUAAAGAGCAAUUGUUAUGUCUCCCCCCCUCCCGUCCCGUAUGCAUAUACAGCGUUUUGCCUUCGCAGCGCAUUUUUGUAAAUUCGGUAGCAGACCAGGGCCCAGAGUCAUUUCUCUUAGAUUACGAGAUGUUUUCAGAUGUGUAGAAUUAUCGCGCCAAUCCCUUUUGUUCGUUUUCGUUCUAUUAUCGAAUAUCGAAAAAUCAACACAUACAUUUAUCCAUUACAUGCUAUAAUAUCGUAUGGACCCUAGAGAGAGUAUAUGUAUAUCCAUAUACUAAACAUACUUAAUUCAAAUGAUUGUGAGUUAGUUUAAUAUUACAUAAAUAUUAAUUAUAAAUUACAUUAUUUGCAAUUUAACCAGAUCACCAGCCUAUAAGAUAUAAAAAACCAAUAUUGUCAAGUUACUACAAAUUGAAAUAAAU